AUGAAGGAGUCAGAAACUAUCAAGCAAUAUUCUGAUAGAAUUAUGGCUACUGUCAAUAAUAUCAGACUCCUUGGAGAAGAUUUCAGUGACAGCAGGGUUGUUGAGAAGGUUAUUACCACCUUACCUGAAAGGUUUGAGUCAAAAAUCUGCUCAUUAGAGGACUCGAGAGAUCUCACAAUCAUUUCUUUGUCUGAGUUGGCUAACUCACUCUAUGCACUUGAGCAGAGAAGAGCAAGUAGGCAGGAGGAGAGUCCUGAAGGUGUUUUUCAAGCAAAGGUCAGAGAAGGCUCCAGCUCAAGUCAGAAAGCUAAGAAGCCUUGGUUUGAAAAGAGGGAAAGAUCAAAGAAAGAUGCUGGUAGAAGGAGGUUUCCACCAUGUGUUCACUGCAAGAAGACUAAUCAUUUAGAGAAGUAUUGCUGGAACAGACCAAACAUCCAAUGCAAGAGUUGCAAGCAGUAUGGUCACCAUGAAAAGAUUUGUAGAAAUCAAGAAAAGGCACAAACUCUGCCAGUACAAGCCAAGACUGCUGAAGAUCUUCAAGCUCAGGAGGAGCAUGUCUUCACUGCCUCAUGUUCUGCAACCACAAGCAAAUCCAAAUGCAGUUGGCUUGUGGAUAGUGGCUGCUCACAUCACAUGGCAUCAGAUGAGAGCCUAUUCAAGGACCUUAACAGGAGUUUUACUUCAAAGGUCAGGAUAGGCAAUGAGAAUCUGAUUGAAGCUAAAAGCGAGGUGAUGUUGUGA
This is a messenger RNA of Gossypium raimondii (Peruvian cotton), 741 nucleotides long. RefSeq lists its product as uncharacterized. The transcript has a single exon. Gene Ontology annotation, molecular function: zinc ion binding; nucleic acid binding. The record is from RefSeq and is a predicted model, not a curated record. NCBI's taxonomy places the organism in Eukaryota, Viridiplantae, Streptophyta, Magnoliopsida, Malvales, Malvaceae. The coding region runs from base 1 to 741 and encodes 246 amino acids.